GCCGAGCCGAGCCGCUACUGCACAAGGUCCGAGGCGUCACACUCCACAGAAACGGGUUUAUUAUGGCGUAUGCCGGUGCUCGGGGGUGUUGGCGUGGGGAUAGCUGUCACCGCCUGUGUUGGGCGAUGCGUGUUCCGCCAUAAAACAUCCAGAAAGUGCAGGAAAACCCAACUGCACGGCUGCAGACCGGCCGUGGGGAUGAACGAGAUCCGGAAUGUGCAGUUAUAUUAGUCAACAGCCUGGGAGCUGUCUCCUUUCGUUUUCUGUAUUUUAAGCCACCUAUCUUUACAGAAUGAACCACGGUUGGGUUUUUUUAAAUGCUUUCUUUUUUUUUUCACCUCAAGACUUUUGAUCGUCUUGUGCUCUCCCGUGACGUGACGUGACGUUUCUGCAGUCGAGCGGUCGUGAAUGUCGGGGGGUCGUAACUGCAAAACGGGCCGACCUGCUCGUUAGUAACGCAGCCAAUGACGAGAAACGCAGACGAUGAGCUCGGCGCGGUUGGAUUUCCUCCCCCCAUCGAAACUCUUGCCUUGUCCGAGGUUUACAAACGAGAGGCGGGCACGUCGUUGCGUGUAUUGCUCAGACCGUGUGAACGGGGCUGCCUGUCACCUUCUCCGUCUCUUGAGUGAAGGCGCUCACAGCCCGAUGUCAUUGCGGCCGAGUCGCUGUUGCAGCUGCUGGCCGCUCAGAUCGUGCAACCAAGACGAAGCGGUGCAUGACUGUAAAGGUUUCUGAAGGCCGAAGGGCAGAGCGAGGGCCCGGUCAUGUACAGCCCCAAGGACUUGGAGGGGGAGGUGGACCACUCCUUCUUCGACAGCGACUUCGAAGAACCCGGCGGGGACGGGGGCGUCCGCAGGGACGAGGAGGAGCCUCCGGAGGCCCGGGCUCCAGGAAGACCGGGAUCGGCCCCGGGCAGAGAGAGCUCCUCCGAGGAAGAGAGGGGGAGGAGCGCAGGUUCCCCGUCCGGCGCCUCCUCUCCGCUCUCCUGCGGCGCCGGGUCCGAGCCGGAGAGAGCCCCCGGGAGCCGGCUAACGGUCCCUGUCCUGGCCAGGAUCGCGAGCGUGUCCUCAGGCGAGGGAGAGGACGAGGGCGGCUCCAGCAGGAGCGAGGGGGACAGCGAGGAAGAGGGGCCGGAGCCGGCGCCCCCUCGGUGCCGGUCGGCCCACCACGGGGGCCCGAAGAAGGCCAGCGGAAAGUUCCGGACCCACAGCCCGUCCCCGUCCUCCUCCUCCUCCUCUGAGUCGGAGGGCUCGAGCAGCGAGUCAGGGGGCCGCGCCCACGGGCCCCCCCCGCGGCGGAGGCCCCCAGGGCUGCUGACGGUGUCGUCGCCCAGGCGCCGCGCGAAGCUGGGUGUGACCAGCGGGAAGGAGAGGCUCCGGCUGCCGGAGGAGUCAGAAGACACCGUUACGGACGUGACUCCCUUGUCCACCCCGGAUAUCAGCCCCGUCCAGUCCUUCGAUCUGGCCCUGGAGAAGAAAGGGGCCGGGAGGCAGGAGAACCUGAGCCUGGAUCUCUGUGGGGAGCUGGGAGAUCUGGGCUCUGAACAAGAAGGUGAGAGGAGCUUCCCAAAGACAGGCCGAGCCUCGCUAGAGUCUGAUGUGGGUGCUAGGCAUGGCCACAAGGUCUUAAAUGAUGCCAUGGAUCUUAAUCGGCUUCUUAAAGCUUUUAUGAGCCUCGAGAGGAAGAUGGAGAGGAGUCUGGUGAUUGAUUGUCCUCCCGGACAGCCCCGAAGGAACUUCUCCUUCAGCAGCGAGGAGGUGCGGCGCAUCGACGGGGAGAACCAGAGGCUGCUGAGGGAGCUGUCCAGGCAGGCGCUGAAGCCCAGGGGCAGAAACGGCCCCACCAGGAAACCGGCCAGCCCCCCCGGGAAGCUGUACCACAGCGCCCUCAACAGGCAGCGCGAGCAGCAGCGCAUUGAGAGGGAGAACAUGGCGUUCCUGAAAAGACUGGAGUCCGUUAAGCCCACCGUGGGGAUGAAGAGAUCCGAGCAGCUGGCAGACUACCAGCGGCAGACCAGAUACCUGGGUACAGGGUUGUCCACCAGAUUUGACAGGUCCCCCAGCAGCAGGGCAGCCUCCUCAGGCAAGCCCUCAAGACCAUGCAGUGCCUCGGGUGCUCGCGGUACCAGACCAGCCUCCACCAUGUCCAGAUCCAGCAGGGCUGCUGAGCCCAGGACAGCUUGGUCCUAAUCCCUGCUCCGUACCUCCGUGCUGUUCGCCGCAUGCUGAACACGGCUCGUAUCCUGCAGUACAUCACGCAAGUCUCGUUGAGCUUCGGUCAAAGUGGACAAUGCAGUAUCGGAACUGCUCAGACCUUGAAAAUAUCCUUAUCGAGCGCAGAACAAAUAGGCUAUCGAUAUUUUGGUAAGAGUUGAGCAGUAAAUGUUGUGUUUGUGUGAGGUAGUGUGACAUCUGUGAGGAGAUUUGUAAAUCCGUGGACCAAAAUUGUAAUCCACUGAAUACGUCUUAAUUUCUAAUUUCUAACUCUUGUGGCAGAAGAUUUAUAUUUUAUAUUGUGGCCAAAAUGUAUUGUUACUGUUUGUCAAUAAAGCUUCUUGUUACAUAAA
This is a messenger RNA of Lepisosteus oculatus (spotted gar), 2566 nucleotides long. It is a transcript of the gene cfap97, whose product is annotated as cilia and flagella associated protein 97. Gene Ontology annotation, biological process: spermatogenesis. The record is from RefSeq and is a predicted model, not a curated record. NCBI's taxonomy places the organism in Eukaryota, Metazoa, Chordata, Actinopteri, Semionotiformes, Lepisosteidae.